Molecule: messenger RNA, 7044 nt
Organism: Culex quinquefasciatus (southern house mosquito)
Lineage: Eukaryota; Metazoa; Arthropoda; Insecta; Diptera; Culicidae
Gene: RhoGAP100F
Product: rho GTPase-activating protein 100F
Exons: 14
Coding region: 745-6294 (1849 amino acids)
Biological process (GO): signal transduction
Molecular function (GO): protein binding
Source: RefSeq, a predicted model, not a curated record
UGCUGUGUGAGAUGAGCGCGAGAUAGUUUCGAUUUUAGUGGGUGACCGAUUUCAGAUCAUCAAUUUUGGUGACCGUUUCAGAGGAAGAUCCGACGGCACCGGAACUGGACGGUGCUCUGAAACGGGUGAACUUCUGGCCAAAAGAUGGGGACGCGUGGUGAAUAGUUUGCGGAACGGAGUUCAGAAAUCCGCCUCUAACGUGUUCCUGACUAGGUCCUCAGAGGAAAAUGACAGUGAAGAGAGAAGCACUGAAAAAGUGUGGCUGGUGAAGAAGACAAAAAGUGAAGACGAUUCAGUGGAAGAAAAUGUUUGAAAUGGACCCGGAUGCGGGAACGGACGACGGAAAUCGAGCGCAGCAACAGCAACAAUGUGUCAAUUUGACAGUCACGCCAAUGGACACAACAGCAGCACCCUCAAGCGUCAUUUGUUGUCGGUCGGCAAAGGUCAGGUCGUUGGCUGUCAAUGAAUAUCUAUUGUGUUGAAGAGUUGUCGUUGGACGUGGAGGAGCAGCAGCAGCGGCAGAAACACUCGAAAGUACGGCAGUGUUGCCGAUCGGUGGUGGUUUCGUUUGGGACAGCACCGGCGAACUUUUUACGGCGACGGCGAACGGGAGUCGGGGUCAACGCGGGACAGCAGCAGCAGCACGGUGGCCUCCAGGCGGCGGCGUCAUAGCACGGCCGAUUCUCGACUGCUAGCGGGAACAGUCCGAAGCUAGUGGUUGUCACCCGCGCCCGACGUAGACUCAUGCAGUGGCGGAAGUUCGCACGGCUGAAAACGACUGCUACUGGACAUUCGCGUACGCGGAGAAUGCUUUGCUGUGGCCGCAGAAAGGAAAAUGGAAGAUCAGUGCCUGACCUCACUGCAAGCCCGGGCCGUGCGCCGCCCGGGCCGAUGCCCUCGCACCAGGGCAUGCAACAGCAGCAGCAGCACCACCAGCAGGGUGGCCACAUGCAACAGGGUGGCCAACGUGGCGGCGGCGGUAGUGGGAUGGGAGGCGGGGCCAACAAGGAUCCAGUAUUACUACAGGGUGACUUCCGGAAGGUGUCCGGCAUCAGCUCGGAGAUCUUCCGCCAGAUCGAGGCGGUGGAAAACGACCACGAUCCGAGCACGGCGGCAGCACUGGAGGCGGUGGAACGUCGCGGUGAAAUGAUAGUUCGCAUCCUGGAGCCUCGCUGCAUGGGCAGCCGGCAGGCCGUCGAAGCAGGCCAAAAGUUUCUCAACAAGGCCGACGCACGCCACACGGUACAGCUGGUGGAGAUCGUGAAGCGGCCCGGCCAAACCCUGGGGCUGUACAUCCGCGAGGGCAACGGGGCGGACCGGUCCGACGGGGUGUUCAUCUCCCGGAUAGCGCUCGAGUCGGCCGUCUACAACAGUGGCUGCUUGAGGGUAGGAGAUGAGAUUCUGGCCGUUAACCUGGUGGACGUGACGCGAAUGUCGCUGGACGAUGUGGUCAUCAUCAUGUCUAUACCUCGACGCCUUGUGCUGGCCAUCCGGCAACGGCGGGGUUCCCGCGGGGCAAACUCGCCGGGUCCACCACAGAUGUCGAGGCCGGAACAGAAACCACCGCCAGUGGUGGUCAUCAAGCGCGACCUACGGGAUGACGAUCUGGACGAUUCGGACCGGGCACCACGAUCGUCACGAUCGUCCCGCGAACGACGGACUGGAGAUGGUCGCGAGAUGACGGAAUCACGCUCCCGGUUAGGACUAGGCCUAAACAAUUACAGCCCCCAGAGCGAGCAGCUGGACAUGUACUACGGCAGAGGACCGGGAGUUCAGCCGGCGGAGACACCUAGCUGGGGUUACAAGCCACCACCACCGCCAUCGGUGAUUACUGAACAACCAAAGGGAACGCACGGUUUUCAGACGUCACACUCGUACUACCAGAAUGCCGGAACCCUGGAGAGUCUGGCCGAAAAGGUGCAUUCGUUCUAUCCGGGUGCCAACCGUCGGAUGUCGGCAGGAACCGGAGUCAGCAUGUCGCAAUCCCACCAACGGUUUCCGCGUAGUGGUUCCGACCAGCAUCUGCCACGGGUCGAGUAUGCCGACUAUGCGUCCCUGGGACGUCAUGCGCUGCUCCGGUCCAGCCUGAAGACGGAUCUUGUCCAGGCAGCUCCCAUCGCCGGCGGUACCCUUGGUCGGUACGGACGCUACGAACCUCCACCGCAACAACGCACACCGAAAUACGGACCAUCGCCACUAGGUGCCGGAACUGGCUCCCUCCAGCGACGAUCCCGUCCAGCACUGGACUACUCAAGCGAUACGGAAGCUACGAUCGGACCACGGCCUAGCUAUUACUACUACAACCACCCGGCCAUGAACACGAACACGAUAGGACGCGGAAGCACACAGGCCCUCGGUGGAGGACCAGAAUACGCCAAGUUCAACUCGUUACCACGUGAUCGUCCCAGUUCCCGAAUGGGUCUCCGAAGUCGCAUCGGUGAGCGAAUCCAGGACGAAAACGACGGAAACCUUUCGGCCCCCGAAUACUCACUGCCCAUCCGGAGAGAUCCGCGAGAUCCACGUGAUCUGCGCCAACGCAUCACCGCCAGCCCGUCAAUCUUCACGUCGGAUGAAUACCGAGCUUGGUUACGACGAGCUCCCAGCAGUUCCGCGAUUUGCGAACAGAUGCGAGCAUCACGGGAUAUUCUCAACCAGCAGCGAGCACAUCGGUUCUCCUGCUCGGCCGAGAACAUCCAUGACGUUCUCAAAAAUACCGAAAACAUCUACAGCAGCCGAACCGGCUUUACCGGAGGUACUCUAGACCGGAACAGCCUGACAACCGGUGGACCUCGGAUGUCCUCCCUACCGGUACGAUCUAUGUCUUCGCAGCACAUUGGUCCCUCGUCGAUUCGGUCACCGAGCGUGCGCCGAAUGCGUCAACUGCUCGAACUGACCCAAGGUGGUGCCCCUGGCGGUGUUCCCGGUUCGGCUGUAGCGGCCCUAACCGGCCACCAAAGCCCGGCGCCGACUCCAAGCACAACACUUCCACGGGCCCAUCGCCAAAUUGACAUCAACCCGGCCGAGUACACCAAGUACAAGCUGGAUAAACCAGUGGUCGACGCCAUCGGCAUGUCCGGAAUGCUGUGGAUCCAUCUGCUCGCCGGACGUGGUCUGCGAACCAUGUCGGAAACGACCCAAGCCCAACAGCCCAUGAUCCGUGACCUGUACUGCGUGCUGGAGUGCGACCGGAUUCACAAGGCGCGUACCGUGGUUCGCUCGGGAGACCUGCAGUUCGACUGGGACGAGUCGUUCGAGCUGGAUCUGGUUUGCAACAAGCAGCUGGACGUGCUGGUUUACUCGUGGGACCCGCAGCAUCGGCACAAGCUGUGCUACCGGGGAGCCCUCUCGCUCACCACCUUGCUCAGACAAUCACCGAUCCAUCAGUUGGCACUAAAGGUCGAACCUCGCGGAACGAUCUACCUGCGGAUAAGACACACGGACCCCUUCCAGCUGUAUCGGCGGCGAGGUCUGCCCAGUCUGCGAGGCAACGUUCCGGCAUUGUUCGGAGCCGACCUGGAGACUGUGGUGACGCGCGAAUCUAAGGGCGCUCCGGGUAGCGCUCCAGUUCCUAUAAUUUUACGGCGCUGCGUCGAAGAGGUCGAACGGCGAGGUCUGGACAUCAUCGGUUUAUAUCGGCUGUGUGGAUCGGCCACCAAAAAGCGUCUGCUCAGGGAAGCUUUCGAGCGGAACAGUCGAGCAGUGGAGCUGACCCCGGAGCACGUUCCGGAUAUCAACGUGAUAACGGGCGUCUUGAAGGAUUAUCUGCGCGAACUGCCGGAACCACUGUUUACCAAGUGUCUGUUCCAAAUGACGGUGGAUGCCCUAGGUAGCGUUUGUCUACCAGACGAUCCGGAAGGAAAUGCCAAGUUAAUGCUCAGUAUUCUAGACUGCCUGCCACGGGCGAACAGGGCGACUCUGGUCUUCCUGCUGGAUCACCUGUCGCUGGUAGUUUCCGCCGCGGAACGGAACAAAAUGUCCGCCCAGGCCCUGGCCACCGUGAUGGGUCCGCCACUGAUGCUGCACUCGUCCAGUGCCGGCCCGAACGAAGAAAUCGAUCACGCACAACCGAUUGCGGUGCUCAAGUAUUUGCUACAGAUCUGGCCACAGCCCCAGCACUCCACGGGCAGCGGCCACGGGGGAACUUCAGGUCGUCGCGGCGAGCCAGUAGAGCCGCGUGGAAACAAAGCCAGUGCGUUGCAAGCGGCCAAGCCGGGGGCGGGGGCUUUGGCAGCGCAAGCGCCUCUCCCAUCCCUCCCGUCGGCCAGCAACCUGCACCAGCAUCUGCAACAGCAGCAGCAGCAGCAACAUCUACAUCCGCUGGACCGUCCGGCAUCAUCCUCCCUGUUAGUGGGGACGGCGUCAUCGGGGGCGGGGCCUAUCUCCCGUUCGGUAACCAGCAGUCCAUCAACAACCUCCUUACAACUCGGUCCGCGUCCGCUCUCAGCCACUCCCAGCAGUCUACAGUAUCAAUCAGUAGUGGCUCAGUUAGCUCAAUCCCAUCGAGCCUCGCAACAAGUGGGCCAACAGCACCAUCCAUCGGAGGGCUCAGCGGUCUCGGUGGAGCCCGUCCAAUCGCCACAUCACGCCACACCCUCCCCAAGCUCUAGUUCCACCUCAUCGGCGUCCGGGUCGGGAUCCGGUACUGAUACCAUCAAACGUGGAGUUUCACCCGCCUCGGUUAAGUUUAAAGAAUCCAGCAGCAGCUAUUCCCUCAAGUCCGACACGAGCCGCAUCCUGAGCAGCAGCAGCAGCCUCGUCAAAAAGUACGGCACAAACGGCAACGGUGGCGAUCAUCCGUCACCAGCGGUAACUUCCGGCUCGCCACUUCACUAUCCCGCCUCGGUUUCGGCGUCGACCUCGCUUCUUCUCUCCGGCAACGGUGCGACCGGAAACGGUGGCAGCCUACGCAAGCAACGGGAUGGCAACGGCAGUAGCAGCACCAACAAUGGACCAAACAUUUCCUCAUCAUCCGAUAUACAACUUCCAUCCAGAAGUGUUCUUUUCUCUUCGGACUACCUGUCCUCAUCGUCGGCGGCAGCAACGUCGACGUCAUCAACCACGACAACAACGGAACGGAAGCUGUCUUUUACGGCCCUAACGGGACCGGUGUCCUCACUGGACGUGGCAACGUUCAGCUUGGACGAUAAGAACAACCUGGUGGUAUCGCCAUCGCCCUCGUCCGCGUCGGAGUCUUCGCACCACUCGUCCAACUCGUCACUGCGGGAACGGUCCCCGCAACCUUCGCCCUCGCUCAAGCGGCAGGAACCGAUUGAUCGGUCGGACAGUACGGCGACCACGACGGCCGCUGGCGGCGGCAGCAGCAGCAGUAGCAGUUUUAUGUCAUCAUUGCGGAGUCAAACGCUUGGUAGCUACCAGUUCCCAUCGAGCAACCUGGUCAAGCUGCCCGGCCAGCUGAGCGCGGACUCGGCCGGAUCGGGAGACGAUGGUAGCACUUCGUCGUUGCUUCGCAAGCUGGGAGCUUCACUGUCGCGGACCAUCACCAGCAACACGGGCACGUUGCCGAUCUCGUUGGGCAGACAAGGUGGCACCGGUAGUUCACUAUAUCAGCAGCAGGACACGAGCUAUUCCGUUAGUAGCAGCAGCAGUAGUAGUGGUGAACCAACGAGUGCUUCUCUCAAUUAUACAAGCCCAGGAAGUAGCUUACUGGGAGAGGGGGGUAGCGGCCAAGCCGUGACCACGGCCGCGGCGGUCAGUAGUAUGAGUAUCUACGGAACGCUUCCGAAAAAUUCUUCGAUUUACUCGUACAGUGGAGCAACCUCGAGUUUGCUUUCGGGAACGUCAAGCUCGUACGGUAUCAGUGAUCGGUUCAGGGCACUAACCAGCGGUGGCGGCGCCGGGGACAGUUCCAGCGGGAUGGGAUCCAGCCUGACGGCAUCCGGAGGAUCCGGUGCGGACAGCGCUGGUGCCGAUCUAGGCGCCAGCGGGUACGACUACGAGUCCUCCGGAUUUUCCUCGUCCGCUGGACUGACCUCGUCCUCUUACGGCGGCACGUCUUCGACUUCGGCUUCGAUGACCACGUCGGCCACUUCGGGUCUUUCGUCGUCUUACUUUAGCACCGGCAGUGGAAACAGCCCGUUCGGAACGAUGACCAGUAACGGCGGUUCUGAUAGUACUGGUCCGCCCACGUAUCGAGUGCAGUAUUCGUCAACGAAUCCUUUCUUGCCCAGCUACAAUCCACCCAGCGAUAACGGUGUCAGCAGCUUGGGCGGGGCUAACGGUCGCAAUGGUGGGCUCAAGUCCUCCGACGAAGACGAUUCUUUUGACAUGAAGUAAGCGGGAACCAAAUCCAAUUACAGAACAGAAACAGUAUUAAUAGUGCAACUAACGAGUUGAUACAAACCAAAACACAUAUUCAAUUAGGUUUUCUUUUGUUAUUUAUCUCUAUAGAGUAGGCGUUCAAACUUUUACAGAAAUACCGGAUAUUCCAAAAUGAGGUUAUGGUUACUGACAUCUCAGUAUUUUCACUGCUUACCUCGUACGAUGCUCUCGAUUUGGACGUUCAGCGCCAUUGCUGUCGAUUGUCAGCUUUCCAACCAAUCACUCUGACUUACAUUGGGACUCCGACAGUCGGUUCUAACGAAAUCACUCGCGCACAAACAAUUUGGCGACCAAUUGAUUAUUGUGUUUGUAUAUUACGCGAAGCACGUUUUUCGUCCCUGACAUUUACACACUCAUUGUGGAGGUUGUCUACACCGAGAAUCAACAUUACACACAGUCCAGUUCACUUUUACACACUUGUGUAGGAUUUUUCAGUUCAACUAUGAUUACGCACUUUCGUGUAUUCAUACUUGAACUGAAAAAUCCCAUACAAGUGUGUAAAAGUGAACUAAAAAAGUGUAAUGCUGAUUCUCGGUGAUGGUUACCAUCUCACGUUUAUUCUCCAAAUUACCAUAAUGACAACAACAACAUUUGUGUCAAUAAUAAAUACUUGAACUUGAUGCUUGAAACCACCCAUCUGUCAAAUUAGCUCUUUGCACGCACAUCUAAAAUCACUUAGAUUUCGUCAAAAACGGAAUUACCCAA